GCUACCAAAGAAAUUACUGCGUAAAAGGGAACAAAUAAAAUUCAAACAAUAAAAAAACUGGAGCAUAAACCGAAUCGGGUUUCAACCUGUCUCUUCUUCCUCAGAAGAGCUAAAUAACGCUAUGGUUUCUAUUGUGGGUUCAGCUCCUCUCAGCUUCUGCAUCCGCGAUAAUGGCGCUUCUUCUUCUUCUUCAACAUGUCACUCCACAUCGAGGAAACCAUCCGAUUCGUAUUGUUCUUUUAGUUUCAGUAGAAAGGAAUUCAAUAGAAGAAUGGUUUUUGCUUGUGUGGCGCCUCCUCAAGGGGCAAAUGAAUUUUAUUCUUCUAAUUUCAAUGGUUCAAUUAAACCUGAGAAGCUGAGCUUGGUAGGGGAGCCUGGUGAUGGGUCUGACGUGCUGAUUGAGUGCAGAAAUAUAUACAAGUCAUUUGGUGAAAAGCACAUUUUAAGAGGUGUGAGCUUCAAGAUACGUCUUGGAGAGGCUGUUGGAAUAAUUGGGCCUUCAGGGACUGGGAAAUCUACGAUCCUAAAAAUAAUGGCAGGGCUUCUUGCUCCAGAUAAGGGUGAGGUGUUAAUCCGAGGUAGAAGACGCCAUGGACUUAUCAGUGAUGAGGAAAUAUCUGGUCUCCGGAUUGGCUUAGUGUUUCAGAGUGCAGCACUUUUUGACUCCAUGACAGUUCGAGAAAAUGUUGGUUUCCUUUUGUAUGAGAAUUCUACUAUGCCCGAGGAUAAAAUUUCUCAGCUAGUGGCUGAGACCUUAGCUGCUGUUGGGUUGAAGGGUGUAGAAAACCGGCUACCCGCUGAAUUGUCUGGUGGAAUGAAGAAAAGAGUUGCUCUUGCUCGUUCUAUAAUUUUUGAUACAACAAAGAACAUUGUUGAGCCAGAGGUGCUUUUAUAUGAUGAACCAACAGCUGGACUUGAUCCGAUUGCUUCAACUGUUGUGGAAGAUCUGAUCCGAUCCGUUCAUAUGAAAGGUGAGGAUGCCCUUGGGACGCCUGGGAAGAUUGCAUCCUAUGUUGUGGUCACUCAUCAACACAGUACCAUUAGAAGAGCGGUAGACAGGCUAUUGUUUCUUCACGAAGGAAGGGUUGUUUGGCAAGGAAUGACUCACGAGUUCUCGUCAUCAACAAACCCUAUUGUUCAACAGUUUGCAUCGGGGAGCUUAGAUGGACCAAUCAAAUACCAUUAGCCACUCUGAAGAACCAUAGACUAUCUUAUCGUUGAUGUUGCUUGAUUCCACACUUUUGCAAAUAUGACCACCAUACCUUGUGAAGAGUUAGUUCAUUACACAAGAAGAAGAUGAAGAUGAAGAAGAAGAAGAGGUACGUGUUUUUUUUUGUAGUCAUGGUGAUGAAUCAUUUCGCCGUGCUACCAUUGAUCAAACUGCCAAAAUGUAUGUUUGGUAAAUAGCGCAUUUGUUUAGCUGUUAUGCCCGAAACAUUAAAAGCGUGCAACAAGCUUAUCCUUAAAACCGGAUUUCCAACAUUCUCUUUUGCAACUACAAGUGAUGAGGGGACUCUAAUU
Molecule: messenger RNA, 1521 nt
Organism: Cuscuta campestris
Lineage: Eukaryota; Viridiplantae; Streptophyta; Magnoliopsida; Solanales; Convolvulaceae
Source: the annotation of a GenBank genome assembly